This is a messenger RNA of Corythoichthys intestinalis (scribbled pipefish), 4805 nucleotides long. RefSeq names its product Rho guanine nucleotide exchange factor (GEF) 12b (gene arhgef12b). The record is from RefSeq and is a predicted model, not a curated record. The coding region runs from base 563 to 4354 and encodes 1263 amino acids. Gene Ontology annotation, biological process: G protein-coupled receptor signaling pathway. The transcript has 36 exons. Gene Ontology annotation, molecular function: G protein-coupled receptor binding; guanyl-nucleotide exchange factor activity. Lineage: Eukaryota; Metazoa; Chordata; Actinopteri; Syngnathiformes; Syngnathidae. Gene Ontology annotation, cellular component: cytoplasm.
AUUUGAACGCAGCAUUUUUUCCCUACCGAGGGGAAGAGGGCAGAGGCGAAAGCAUUUCCUUCAAUUUUGCAUCAAAGUGAAGUUUCGGGAGGAAAAAAACAAUUGACGUCGGCCGACCGAGAGAGAAACGACGCUAAUAAAACUGCACGUGACGGGACGCGGGGGAUGAUUUUAAAAUCUGGAUUUUUAUCCGGCCAAAACUUUGACACAACUCCCCCCGCCGCCCCUCCAUCCAUGACACCACAGUGUCACGAAGGAACAUUUUCCCACGGAAAAUAAAAUAGAUACAGCCGUCACGGAGAAGGAAAGUACACGCCAAAGGAGUUUUAUUUUUUUUUACGGGACAAAGGAUUUGGCAAAAUGGAACAUACUCCAAGGAAAAAUCCAAAAGAGGAGCGGCAGUUGUGAUUUUUUUCUUCCCAGGAAACACUCCCAAAGUGAAAUAUAACGGACUUUGGUUAGACGUUUCAACAAACGAAGACAAAAUGUUUUAAUUGCUCCAAAAGCUCUUUAUAAAGAUGUUAUCGGACUGAAAAAGUUUGACAAUUGCAAAGGAAGCCCAAUGAGUGGGAUACAGACAACCCUCACUGAUAGCCUGGCAUUUCAACAGGGGACCCCGAACAUUCUCAACAAGGAUCCUCCAGAGAGGAAGCCCAAAAACGACAAAUGUGGCGUCUCGCUCAAGCACGAGUUUGACCCCACCGGUCUUGUCCAGCGGUGCGUGAUAAUCCAGAGAGAUGAAAAUGGGUUUGGGUUGACAGUGAGUGGAGACAACCCUGUGUUUGUUCAGCUGGUCAAAGAAGAUGGAGCUGCAAUGCGAGCUGGGGUCCAGACUGGAGACCGAAUCAUCAAGGUUAACGGGACCUUAGUUACACACUCCAACCACACUGAGGUUGUAAAGCUAAUCAAAUCUGGGUCCUACGUUGCGCUGACUGUGCUGGGAAGACCUCCCGGUAUUCCUCAGAUACACCUGGAAGAACACGAAGAAGACACAUUGGAGGAAGAAGACCAGGAUGACAGCGACCAAUCGGUGCGCCACUCAUUCGGUGGUGAUGGACGAGGAAGCACCACCUGUAGUCCUGAGGCGCACUUCCACUCCUCGCUUCUUGAUGGGGAUGGAUCUUCCAAGAUCUCGGAAACCGAGGAAGGGGACUGCGGGGACGCUGUUAGCGACGGGCUCGGUAGCAAUAGUACCCCGGACACGGGCGUCGCAGCAAGCCCGCCAUACCUCCUCAACCCGCAAAUCAUUGGCGCAGAAGACGACUACUUUGACUCACAGCAGGAACAAAAUAACGGGCAGUGCAGCUGCUUCCAAAGCAUCGACACCCUCAAGGGUCGGCCCGCCCACCUAGCCGUCUUCCUCCAUCACGUCGUGUCACAGUUUGACCCCGCCCCCCUGCUGUGUUUCCUGUACGCCGACAUCCACAAGCAAACAAGCUCCAAAGAAAGUCGGCGAUUUUUCAUGGAGUUUCACUCCCUCUUCAUGGAUCGGGCAGCGAAUCUGAAAGUCCCCGUGCCAGAAGCAGUUGCAGCUGAAUUAGAGAAGCGCAGGCUGGAGUUAAUCCCAGAGGAAGUGUGCAGACAGUACACACAAAAUUUACAGGACUCACUGAUGCCAGACCUGCACAAGAACCUGGACGACUUCAGGCAGAAGCGCAGCAUGGGGCUUACGCUGGCCGAAGACGAGCUUUCCAGGCUGGAUGCGGACGGCGCCAAAGAGCCGCCGGCCUGGGAGAGGGAGUGCUCGUGUGCCGAGCAAAUCCUCGCCAAGAUUGAAGACAUCUUGUUGACGUCACAGCCCACUGAAGAAGAAAAAUGCCAAACGAUGCAGUACGUCAUCCUAACGUACAUGAAGCACCUGGGCGUCAAAACCAAGGAGCCCCGCGGCCUGGAACACAAACGAGCGCGCAUCAACUUCCUGCCCAAGAUUAAGAAUCGUAUCAAGCCCGACAAGGAAGGCGAAGAGAAGGUGAAAAAGCCUCGCUUUCCCAACAUCCUGGUCCCGCAGCGCCGUCUCAGCAGGGUGGACUCCACUUCAGUGGGCAAGGCGACAGAGGGGAUCAAGCAGCGUUCGCCGAAGCUCCUCUCCCACCCAGCUUCGGAGCUGCCCGACUCUUCUCCCUCCAAUCCCGGAAGGAUUCGCGGGAAUCAGCCGAGCGAGGGUUCUGACGUUUUGAGCGCCUCGUCCGCGCACAGCUCGCCCACCACAUUGGCCUCCGAUGCCAGCGGUCAAGACUCGGACACCAAUCUCUCUCCAUUCUGCGUCCAGCCGCGAGUUGGCGAGGUCGCGGCGUUCGCCGGAGACCCGCAAGAUGGCGUCUGCUGCCACUCUGGUACACAAUUUGACUUCACUCCUUCCAACUUGGACCACUUGCAGGAAGAGGGAGACCAUGAUGCAUUCAGGAUGGAGGCGCCGGACGCGGCGAGCGAGGACGAGCAGGUGUGCGAGGCGGCGGGCGAGGACGACCCGCUCAACUGGCGGAGCCUGGUGAGCCGCGAGGUUCUUGCCGCGCUGGCGCCGCAAGAUAUCAAGAGACAGGAAGUCAUCAACGAAUUGUUCUACACGGAGCGAGCCCACUUGCGCACGCUAAAGGUUUUGGAUGGUGUGUUCUACCAGCGGCUCAGCAGGGAUGCCAUUUUACCUCCCGAUGAUGUCAAGAGCAUCUUCGCCAACCUGGAGGACAUCAUUCAGCUGCACGUUUCUUUGACAGAGCAAAUGGCGGCCAUCAGGAAGCGGAGUGAGACAUCUGUCAUCGGUCAGAUCGGAGAGGAUCUCUUGGCCUGGUUCAGUGGCGAGGAAGAGGAGAAGAUAAGAUGCGCGGUGGCAACUUUCUGCAGUAACCAACCAUCUGCGCUGGAGCUCAUCAAGAGCAAGAAGAAGAAAGAUCAGAGGUUCUCCAUCUUUAUGCAGGCGGCCGAGAGCGACCGGCUAUGUCGCCGCCUGCAGCUGAAAGACAUUAUCCCAAUGGAAAUGCAGCGAGCCACCAAGUACCCACUUCUCCUGGAUAAAAUUGCCAAGUACACAGAGGACGACGAGGAAGCGGACAAGGUGAAAAAAGCCGGGGAAUGCUGCAAGCAGAUCCUCAACCAUGUCAACCAGGCAGUUAAAGAAGCGGAAAACAAACAGAGGCUGCUGGACUAUCAGAGAAGGUUGGACAUCUCGUCACUGAAAUCCAACGAGAACCCGAUGAUCGUUGAGCUGAGGAAUCUGGAUUUAACCAAGAGGAAGAUGAUCCACGAGGGUCCGCUGUCCUGGAAAGUCAACAAAGACAAGAGAAUUGAUCUGUACACGCUUCUGCUGGAAGACAUCCUGGUCCUGCUUCAAAAGCAGGACGAGCGUCUGCUGCUCAAGUUCCACAGCAAGAACGCCGCCGCCGGCACCGCCGACUCCAAGCUCAGCUUCAGUCCGGUCGUUAAACUCGGGACCGCGCUGGUCAGACCCGUCGCUACCAACAAAAAGUCCUUCUUCGUGCUGUCCAUGUCGGAAAACGGGGCGCAGAUCUACGAGCUGACGGCGCAGAGCGUAUCCGACCAGAGGACGUGGCAGUGUCUCAUCACACAAUGCGCUGACGCCAUGAAGGCCAAUUCGCACAGUGGUGACACCGCCGAAAGCAGAAACCCAUCAGUUGGCUUAUUAAGAGGUGAGCAAGAGGCCAUUGAGAUGAUAAACUGUGAGAUGGACAAACCCAACAAAGACGUCAACGACACUUCAGAGUCAUCGGACAUCCCGCCUGCCCCGGCGACAAACCCCUUUGACGGCAUCAAGUCGGAGGACGAGGACGAGGAGAAGGCCGAGGACGAAUUGGGGGUGGAGGAAGAGGAGGGCGAGGUCGACGAGGAAGAGUUGGAGGCCUUCCUGGACGCUCGGCUGGAGGAAGACGAAGACGAUGAAGUCCGGGCGUCGUUCUCGUCCUCCAAGGCAGAAGAAGCUCUCGGGACGUUGGUGACGCUGAAGCAGCUCCUCUUUAAUCACAUGAUUAAGGACGAGGAGAAGAGCUCCCCACCGCUAGCUCAGACCGGCCCCUCACCCGACGGGGGCGCCGGCGCCGAAUGCGAUGAGGUCGCCGCCUCGGGCCAGAGCUUCCAAAAAGACGAGCCCGAAAGUCAACGCAACGGCGCCGUCGAUCCGGGCGGAGGUUGCGAGGAGGCCGAUGACGGCGACUUGUCUGUGGACACCGUUGACAUGAGCAAGCUGCUGUCGUCGGAGAACGGCGGGCGACCCAACCUCAACAGGCGUCUCAUGACGCACCUGCGCCUCCUGCAGGCCGACUUGCAGUACCUCAAGGAAGUGGAGCUAAAGUACAAGAAGCUACUGGAGACGCCGACCGACUCGGACAAUGAUGCGCUUCAUUGAAGACACGCUUGUUUUUCCCGCCUUCACUGCUGCUGUCAAGCCACUGAAGUCAAGUGACUCUCCAAAUCUUCUCAUUUUAACACUGGACGCUCACCAACGACACAAAACAACCUCAUUGAUGGGACCCCGUGCUAAAUGCUUCUCUAGCUUCUAUAUAAAUCUAAAAUCACAGGCCGCAAGACUGCACAACUUGUCGCUUUUUCCGCUCAUUUAGAGAACAUGAUUUUAAAAAAUUGAUGUCAACCUUUAAACACUAUUGUUGUUCAAAUUUGUUCUUGUAAAUUAACUUAUGAUUGUUUUUCGUGUAUUCAUGUCGUAGCACGCAAAAAGACGCUAAUGUACUCACUUUCAUUAAUCUUUUAGUUUUUGUUUUUUUUAAACAAUGUGGUAUUUAUUUUUUUGUGUUUGUGCAAUGUGCAUCGUCUCUUGUUCAAUAAAAAGACAGCGCAUA